AUGUUCGAAAGCGAUCAAGAACCCUUGUGUGGUGGAGAACCAAACGCCGGGAAGGACUACAACUUGCCCCGGGACGUGUACAGGAGCUAUUGGAGCUACUGGCUCACGAAACACAAGAUUACCGCCGUGAUAGGCAUGUUAGGGGUAUCUGCCACAACAGCGGUGUGUUACGGUUGCAGGAAACAGGAGGAUGCGGCGGUCAUUUACGCCGCGGUGUCGCUUUUUGGUACUUUUCUCUUGGUGUGCUUUAUGCUCGCAAGUUAUGCCUGCGAAUCGGUAGCUUUGAAGACCCCGGAGAAAAUGAUCUUCCUAGUAGAGAUAGGCAAGGCCGGGCCGGGCCUCGACAUAAAGGUCUGGGAUGCUGUUGCCGCCAGCGUCAACGGCACGUUUUUCGAGCAGGGAAUCUUCAGCAGUCCGGACUAUUUUUACGACGGGCAGGCUUGCUACCAGCGAUUUAAAAGAGACUUUUUGACAAACGACGCCAGCCCGGCGAAACCUAGCAAUGCCCCAGAAUGCGGGGCCACCGGCGGACCCGCCGGUGGCCCCACUCUGCGUGACGCAUCCUCGGCAGAUAACACCGAGCUGCAAGGUCUCAUCGACACAGUUGUCGAACAGCACUGCGCCAAGGUGACGCAGUGCUGGGAACAGGCCUUGGCACAAGUACCGCCAAGACAAUCGUAA
Molecule: messenger RNA, 681 nt
Organism: Lachancea mirantina
Lineage: Eukaryota; Fungi; Ascomycota; Saccharomycetes; Saccharomycetales; Saccharomycetaceae
Source: the annotation of a GenBank genome assembly